Molecule: messenger RNA, 2242 nt
Organism: Nezara viridula (southern green stink bug)
Lineage: Eukaryota; Metazoa; Arthropoda; Insecta; Hemiptera; Pentatomidae
Source: the annotation of a GenBank genome assembly
AAUGAAACCAGUACUUAGUGGAGGUCUCUAUGGGGUGGGGUUAUUACCGGUAAUUAUAGUAGGUAAAUAGUUUUUAAAAAAUGGAUAGCGAGGGAAAGAAAGUUAUUGUCUGCGAUAAUGGUACAGGGUUUGUUAAAUGUGGAUAUGCUGGAUCAAAUUUCCCUGAGCAUAUAUUUCCUUCAAUGGUUGGAAGACCCAUUAUCAGAGCUGUCAACAAAAUAGGAGAUAUUGAAGUGAAGGGCUUAACUGUGAGAGAUUUAAUGGUAGGAGAUGAAGCUAGUAAAUUACGUUCUAUGCUUGAAGUUAACUACCCAAUGGAGAAUGGUAUUGUCAGAAAUUGGGAUGAUAUGUGUCAUGUAUGGGAUUACACUUUCGGCCCUAACAAGAUGAAUAUAAAUCCUCAAGAUUGUAAAAUCCUGCUUACAGAACCUCCUAUGAACCCUAUCAAGAAUCGUGAGAAGAUGAUAGAGGUAAUGUUCGAAAAAUACCAGUUUAGUGGAGCAUACAUUGCCAUUCAAGCAGUGCUGACUCUUUAUGCUCAAGGUCUGUUGUCUGGGGUGGUAGUCGAUAGUGGAGAUGGUGUCACCCAUAUAUGCCCAGUCUAUGAGGAAUUUGCUCUUCCACAUUUAACUAGAAGAUUAGAUAUAGCUGGUAGGGAUAUCACUAGGUACCUUAUUAAGUUGUUACUUCUUCGAGGUUAUGCCUUCAACCAUUCGGCUGACUUUGAAACUGUCAGGAUUAUGAAAGAAAAACUCUGUUAUAUUGGAUAUAAUAUAGAAACAGAACAAAAGUUAGCGUUAGAAACAACUGUGUUGGUGGAGCCAUAUACACUUCCUGAUGGAAGAGUUAUUAGAGUAAGUGGUGAGAGAUUUGAAGCUCCCGAAGCACUCUUCCAGCCACAUCUCAUAAAUGUUGAAGGACAAGGGAUUGCUGAAAUGGUAUUUAAUACAAUUCAAGCUGCAGAUAUAGAUAUGAGAACUGAGUUAUAUAAGCAUAUAGUUCUGUCAGGUGGCUCUACUAUGUAUCCAGGUCUACCUAGUCGAUUAGAGAGAGAAAUAAAACAAUUAUACAUUGAGAGGGUUCUAAAAAAUGACAUAGAUAAAAUUUCGAAAUUCAAGAUCAGAGUUGAAGACCCACCUCACAGGAAGGAUAUGGUAUUUAUUGGAGGAGCUGUCCUUGCUGAAGUGAUGAAGAACAAAGAAAAGUUUUGGAUAACAAAACAGGAAUAUGAUGAGAAAGGUGUAGCUGUCCUAUCUAAGUUAGGAACUAGGUUAAGUUAAUAUUUAUUAGUGGACAACAGUGCAGAAGAGGCUACUGUGAUAUUUUCAGGCUCUCUCGCCUUAGUAGCUAGAACAUUGCAAUUUUGUUUUACGAAUUUGUUUUCUCUUUGUGGCCUUUUCCUGGCUCAAUCUGUUAAUGUACUUGUAAAUAUAUCAUAUAAAUAUUUAUACAAAUGUAUAAAAAGAUGGACUAUGUAUAUCUUUUAAGAAAAGUGGGAAAAUAUAUAUAAAAAUAUAAGGAAAUUCCAGUGUUAGGUCUCGGAAGAAAAUUAAUUAGCAUGUAUAGUUUAUGAAGUCCAAACCUUUUGAAAUGGGUUUGCCAACCAAGCAAAUCCUACGCCAUAUAUUUACCAUACAAGUAUUUACUAUGUAUUUUUAUGUUAUUUAAUUGUGCAUUUUUCAUCACAGUAUGAUUUGUUUUGUAAUUAUUUAUAUUUAUAUAUUUUGUUAUGUUACUAUAAUUGUUAAUAUUAAUUAUUGUUAACUUGCAGAGUAUUCCAUAUCUUAUACUAUUUCGUGUUUAAGAAAAGGAUUUAUUGUUUUUUAAAAUUAAAAAUAAUUAUUUCUUUUUUUAAAUUUAUGCAAAGGAACUGAGGGAAAUGUUUUAUGCUUGAUAUAUGUUUUAACUAAUAUUUUUUAAACAAAUUAUUUAAUUUUCAUGUAAUUUUUUUAAAUUAUUGAUGCAUAUGUAGCUUGUCAGUUAUGUAUUAUUUCCAGCCAAUUGUUAUAACAUUUGCAAGAAUUAGUACUAACAGACCCUUAGUCUACCUACCUGUUUGAUUACUUUUUAUUUUAUUUUUACAAACUCAUUUAUAAAAUGUAAAAUUUGGAUUUUUUAAAAAGUUUUUAUACCUUGGUAUCCAUCAGUGGUCAACUAAAUAUUAUGCAUAUUAUUAUUUAUGUUUUAAAUGUUUUUUUAUAUGUAUCUUUCAUAGCACAAAUACAAUUGGAAACCCAAUGAU